GCAGCCCGCGGCCAGGUCCCGCCCCUUCGCUUCCCCUCCCCAGCACCAGGCGGGCGUGGCGGCAGGCGUGCCGACGCAGCGUGACUUCACAAGGGGAGGGGCGGGCCGAGGGUCCUGCCGGCGCGCGGGCGUGUUCUUCAGUCGCUGUUUGGGACGCUGGGCGUGCGGUGUUCUGUUUCUGCUCCCGUUUCGCUGUCACAGCCCGUUCCUUCCCGGAGCCCGGGACAGGCUGGGCGCGCGCCCGUGUGAGUGAGCGGGACUCAGGGCAGAAGUGUCCCCUCACUGCGUUUUUUUUUCCUUUUAUCCAAAGAACGGGGCAGUUAGUACGCUUGCCUUCCUGUCGCCGGGUUGGGAGCGGGGUUGGUGUGCGGAGUGGUUCGGCUUUUUUUUCUUUAGAACUUGUGAGCCUUUUUUUUUUUUUUUUGGUUUUUCUUUUUUUAGGCUCAGUGCUGUCCGGGCUGGUUUCCCCGGUCCCUGACUAACCGCUUUCUGCCCCUUCUCUCGCCACCCCUGCCCAAGGUCGCCCCUCUGCCUUCGCCCCUGUCCCGGGAGGGUGGGAAGCUUUGACCCCGCCCUGCCCACUCGCGUCUCCGCAGGCGUAGCCGCACCUGUCCCAAUAUGAAUAGGGUCAACGACCCACUUAUUUUUAUAAGAGAUAUUAAGCCCGGACUGAAAAACUUAAAUGUCGUCUUUAUUGUCCUGGAGAUAGGACGCGUGACCAAAACCAAAGACGGCCAUGAAGUGAGAUCGUGCAAAGUAGCAGAUAAAACGGGCAGCAUCACUAUUUCCGUGUGGGAUGAGAUCGGAGGUCUUAUACAGCCAGGGGAUAUUAUUCGGUUGACCAGAGGGUAUGCAUCCAUGUGGAAAGGAUGUCUGACACUUUAUACUGGAAGGGGUGGUGAACUUCAAAAAAUUGGGGAAUUUUGUAUGGUUUAUUCAGAAGUGCCAAAUUUCAGUGAACCCAACCCAGAUUAUCGAGGACAGCAGAGCAAAGGGGCACAGAGUGAACAGAAGAAUAAUUCCACGCAUAGUAAUAUGGGUACAGGUACAUUUGGACCAGUGGGAAAUGGUGUUCACACUGGCCCUGAAUUAAGGGAACACCAGUUUUCACAUGCUGGCAGAAGCAAUGGCCGGGGACUUAUAAAUCCGCAACUACAAGGAACAGCUAGUAAUCAAACAGUGAUGACCACAAUAAGUAAUGGCAGGGACCCUCGGAGAGCCUUUAAAAGAUGACCUAUGCUAAAUACUCAUGUGUAGUUUUUAUACUACAUGCCCUACUUGAACACUUAUUGCACUUUUAUUUAUUGUUAACUGUGAAAAGUAUGUCCUUUAUUGGGUUUCCUUUUAUAUUCUUGGUUUGUUAAGAAGACUGGUUUGUUUUUUAUAGCAAAACUGUUAAGCUGCUCGAGUCUCCUGUUGAAGAAUGGGAACACUGAAAAGUGGGGGCAUUUAUUUUUAGAGCAAAAAGAUUAUUGGAUAACCUCUAAAAAACCUGCACCCAUUUCAUGGGUGAGUUACUUAAGACAUCAGCUUUAUAGCCUCUAUGAGUCUAUCUUCUGUAUAAGUUUUGUAAUAUUUAACAUAAGGCUUAAUGGGAGAUGUUCUUUUGUCUUGUAUUCAGAUAUUGCCAACUAAAGCAAUAACCAUCAAAAAACACAAGAACUUGUCAAUGCUAGCAGUAAUUUUUGAGUGUUUGUGGCUCUUGGAAUGAUUGACUUUGUUCAGUGACUACCAUUAAGAUUUUCCAAGGACUGACUCAUCCCAAAUUUUUGUUGUAUUACCAAAAAAACAGAUUCCUUAUCAGAAUUUGGAAUAGAAUGUGAUCUCUAUUGCAAAAAGUAAUUUUAAAAGAAAGCUACAUUUAUUUUAGAGUAGUGCUCCUAACAUGUAUUACCAACUUUGUGGAUUACAUUGGAGGAAAAUUUAAAACUGGGGCCUUGAAUAUUUGUUUUUUGAAACUACCAUGUUAAAUACUGAAGUAUAAUUUGAGGGAGUUACAAAGUUAUGAUAAACAUUGAUCUGAUUAUUUUAAAAAAUAAUUGUGGUAGAUAAACAUACUGGAGGUGAGUCAAAUUGAAUUCAUAUAGUAACAUGCAGUCUUAAGUCCUAGUUACUUAACAGGUACUCAGCCUGGAGUGAAAAUCCUGGGUACUGACUUUGAGAGGGGUGAGUGUGCGUGUUGUCAAAGUUUCUGAACGCAGUUCAUGUAGCCUCAUUAGCAAAAGUUUUAAGAAAUGGCUCUAUCAAAGAAGCAAUUACAGCUUUAUUCAGAAAUAUAAAAGUGGAAUUUAUGUACAUGUCAUAAGUGGUACCCACUUCCCCUUUUUACUGUAGGUGGAUAACUCUUAGGAUUUAACUCUUUGAAUAUUAUCUCUUGAAUAAAGCGUGUGUUAAUGUUAACAAACCUACCUAAUUUUUGCCCUUUCAAUGACUUACAGUGGAGAGCCAGUACAUCUUAACUACUGUUGUAGUGAUGGUAUCAACCUUAUGGUUACUUAGCUCUGCAUUUGUUGCUUUGUUUUUUUUCCCACUUCAAAUCACAAAAUAAGUAGAUUUUGUUUUCUGAAAACUCCACAGCAUUUGAAUACAAAAAGUUGUGCCAGAUUGUUUGCCCUAAUUCAGUGUGUUUAACAAAUAUUUCAGUACACACUAUGUAUUAGGCCCUGUGUGGAAAGUGUUAAGGGGCAGACAAAAUACUGAAUAAUCUCUACAAGUUUAUUUGUGGUCUAUAGUACUUUUGUAACUGGGGUUACAAAAAUUAUAGAAAUUUUUUUUCCUUUAUUUAUAUGCAUAUUCAUGAUUAUAAUUUGGCUUUGUUUGUGAUUAAUGUUUUCUUAAGAUUUUCACAUUAUGGAAUACCUCAAAAGAAGUUGUCUAAGGAUUGGGAUAGAGAGUAUGUUUCAUAAAAUUGUAGAUGUUUAGAAUUUUUUAAAACCCUACAAAUUAGUAUAUGAUUGUUUUAUAUAAGUAAGAUAGGAGCAACACUUUAAAUUAUUUGUGGGAGAAUACGGCAUUAAAGGUGAUUUUAAAAGAAAAAA
Messenger RNA from Pongo pygmaeus (Bornean orangutan), 3038 nucleotides. It is a transcript of the gene NABP1, whose product is annotated as nucleic acid binding protein 1. Gene Ontology annotation, cellular component: SOSS complex. Gene Ontology annotation, molecular function: DNA binding. Gene Ontology annotation, biological process: double-strand break repair via homologous recombination; mitotic G2/M transition checkpoint; response to ionizing radiation. The coding region runs from base 619 to 1233 and encodes 204 amino acids. The transcript has 6 exons. NCBI's taxonomy places the organism in Eukaryota, Metazoa, Chordata, Mammalia, Primates, Hominidae. The record is from RefSeq and is a predicted model, not a curated record.